This is a messenger RNA of Mauremys reevesii (Reeves's turtle), 3714 nucleotides long. It is a transcript of the gene POFUT2, whose product is annotated as protein O-fucosyltransferase 2. The coding region runs from base 420 to 1661 and encodes 413 amino acids. Lineage: Eukaryota; Metazoa; Chordata; Testudines; Geoemydidae. Gene Ontology annotation, biological process: protein O-linked glycosylation via fucose. The record is from RefSeq and is a predicted model, not a curated record. Gene Ontology annotation, molecular function: peptide-O-fucosyltransferase activity. The transcript is spliced from 9 exons.
GCACGUAGGAUGUGGGGGCCCGUUGUCCUGCGGCGCGGCGGUGCGAGCCCGGCAGUGCCGGGGGGGCGGGUGCGACAGCCUGGGAGAAAAGAGCCACUUUCUAUGGCGAGAGCAAGGCCGGCUGGAGCGAAGGGGAAACGCGCUAGGAGCAGAGAUCCAGCCCCUGGCUGGGGAGAGCCGACUUCUGCAACCUCCCUUUCCGCCCAUCCUGUCCUCCCGCACGCCUGGGGCGUAGGGCAGCCGAUCCGGCUCCCAGGCUCUCCGCUGCACAGAGCCUUGAGGCAAAUGCCCCCGUGAAUAUUUUCCUUAAUAUUUGGGCACUUGCCUUGGUCAGGACACAGCUUGGUGCUGUGCAGCUCUGGUUCAGGUUUGUUCAUGACCUUAGAUUCCUUGCCCCCUUACUGAAGUGAGCUGAUGAAAUGUUGACUUUGUUUCUAUCUGAGGCCGUGUAUUGCAGCCUCCUACAGAUACUGCCCAAACUACCCUUUCUUUUGCCCUGGAGGUAUCUUUUGUAUGAUGUAAAUCCUCCUGAAGGGUUCAAUCUACGCAGAGAUGUCUAUAUUCGUGUUGCCUCUCUUAUGAAGACCUUGCUGAAAAGUGAAGCUUGGGUAUUGGUCCUGCCUCCUUGGGGACGUCUUUAUCACUGGCAGAGUCCUGACAUUCAUCAAGUCCGAAUCCCUUGGUCUGAGUUCUUUGAUCUUCCAAGCCUCAAUAAAAAUAUCCCUGUUAUUGAGUAUGAGCAGUUUCUUGCAGAGUCAGGUGGACCCUUUAUAGACCAGGUAUAUGUCCUACAAAGCUAUGCAGAAGGAUGGAAAGAAGGAACUUGGGAAGAGAAAAUAGAUGAGAGGCCAUGCAUUGAUCAGCUCAUGUACUCAAAAGACAAACAUGAAUACUACAGGGGAUGGUUCUGGGGUUACGAGGAAACACGAGGCCUAAAUGUUUCUUGUCUGUCUGUCCAAGGAUCAGCCUCUAUCAUAGCUCCUGUUCUUUUGAAAAACACUUCAGCACGGUCAGUGAUGUUAGACAGAGCUGAAAACCUCCUUCAUGACCACUACGGAGGGAGAGAUUAUUGGAAUACCCGUCGAAGUAUGGUGUUUGCUAAACACCUGCGUGUGGUGGGGGAUGAGUUUAGGAGGAAAUACCUUCACUCCACUGACGAGGCAGACAGGACAGACUACAAUGAGGACUGGACACAGAUGAAGGUAAAGCUGGGCACUGCUGUAGGCGGGCCAUACCUUGGGGUUCACCUCAGAAGAAAAGACUUCAUCUGGGGUCACAGAGAAGAUGUGCCAACCCUUCAUGGAGCAGUGAAGAAAAUACGCAGCCUCAUGGAGAAGCAUAAACUUAAGAGAGUUUUCAUAGCUACUGAUGCCAUUGUGGAGGAGACUGAAGAGCUCAAGAAAUUACUGCCUGAGAUGGUGAGGUUUGAACCCACUUGGGAGGAGCUAGAACUCUACAAAGAUGGAGGAAUAGCAAUUAUUGACCAGUGGAUCUGUGCACAUGCUAGGUAUUUUACAGGCACCUCGGUUUCAACAUUUUCCUUCCGGAUUCACGAGGAAAGGGAGAUCCUGGGAUUUGACCCCAAGACCACUUACAACCGAUUCUGUGGUGAGAAAGAGAGAAACUGUGAACAGCCAACCCACUGGAAAAUUGUUUAUUAAUAACACCACUCCAAAGGACUGCAGUAAGUGGCGAGCUCACCAAACCAAGAGAACACUCACAGGAAACACAUCUUUCUAGCCAAGCUACCACUUCCUCCUCCUCCUCUUCCUGGUGUUAGCUCUGAGUCUGGGUUUUAAGCACAACAGGGUAGCGAUACCAUGGUCAUUCUCCUGACCAGGCACCAAUAUAACUGGUCAAAAUGAAGUGAGGUAAGGAUUUGGUUCUUGGUGUAGCUGGUAUGCCAGGACAGUAUACUCACUCUCUAAAUGUUUAAUUUAGAUUGAAGAGGCCCAGCAUUGUUUUAGGAGGCAGCAAAAAUGUUUUCACUCAAAAAACUUGAAACAGUUUGUUUUUGUUUGUUUUUUAAGUGCUGUAUCUAGAACAUAGCUAUAGUCUGUACCACAUUCCUAUGUUCAGGUGGUUAUUUUCUUCUCAGCUUUAUUUGACUCACUGUAGUAGUAUCUGUUUACAAGGAGGACAUUUAGGUUUUGUAACCUGCACUUUGUGAGGGCUGCAGAUUGUGCACAGAAUGUGGAGUUCUGGAGGGAAAAUCAAAUAGUAAUUUUUUAACAUUUCAGACUGGUACAAAGAUGCAUUUCAUAUUCCUAAUAAAGAAGGAUAGGUGGUAUUUUUACCAGAACACAGACCAGUGUCACAGCUAGCACCUUUAAUAACAAUUCUUGGCAGAGAGGUCAGUGGCUAAAAUCCAUAAAGACUGAACUACGUUGGCAACCCCAAAGCUGGUUAGUGGGGCUGCGAGGGAAAGUGUGCACUGCCUGUCAUGUACAUGUUCUCUCUAAACAGGAGGCUUCAUUUUAUAGAGCUGUCAUUCAGCCUCUUUCUCCCAUGUUAAACUCACUCAAAUCAAGGCAAAUAUAAACAGCAUUUGGGGAGUUUCCUGCUUUGCAAGAAGAACUUUUCAAAGCGUGGAGCUGCUUGUUUCGGCUUGAGGGUGUUUUGCAGCUGCACAGGGGGAGCAGAAUGGAGUAUUCGUUCUUUCCCCCUCCACUCCUGGCCUGGUGCAGGUUGGAAGCGUUACAGGGUGUGACUUCAUCCCUGAAUUCAGACAUGCCAAAACUGGCCAGCCAUUAUAAAGGUCAUCGGACUCUUUGCUCUUCCCCUUAAUUCUGCGUCACCAUCAAAUCUCCCAAGUGAACCUGUACAGCUGCAUGCAGGUGACACUCUCCCUUGGGACUGAAAUGUCACACUCAGCAAGGGCACAUGGAAGCGGAGUAGUGGGGUACCCCCUUCUGUCAGCCAUUGUGGCAUGGGGAGCUGUUACAUUAACUGCAGUGUGGGCAGAAGAGGGUGCAAUGGCCGUCUGAGAAAACACUUACAAAUAUGAAGCCUGUCUAACAUCUUUGACACGCUCACUGUUCAGAGUCGGCUACAUGCAAUAUUUUGUUCAUGGUGUGCAUCAGGUAGACGUCUGUCUUGCAGUUUUACUCUGGCUCAUGGUUCUGCGAGGUCUCCGAUAGGUCUGUUUAAGAAAAAGGGGAACCGUCAUUUUCAGAGUUCAGCAGUAUGUUUUUCCUCUAAAUUUGAACAGAACACCCUGCAGUUAAUGGGUUCUUCCUCAUGUUGUCAAGUGUGCUCUUACUGUGCCCUUCGCCCACCCCCCGCCUCUUUCAUCAGCAGCAUUCUUCUCGGUUCCUUCCUGUGUCCCAUUGGGCUUCUUCUCAUGUCUAACGCCUGCCCACUUGGGCUCAGUAAUACACCCCUCCUGUGCUCUCCCUGGGAAUCUUACUGUACGCUCCCAGACAGCCAGGCAGGCUUGUCCUAUACCAUGUGCGGAAAAACUUGUACAGUCUCCUCAGAAUGAGUAAUUUCAGGCCUCCUGUGUUGUUACCAGCUAUUUAUUUGUAUCUCUGUACAACAAGGGUUUCUUUCCAGUGACAAAUUGAAGCUUGUGGGAGCCUUGUAUUCUCCAAGCAGUGCCUUUUCCAGCUGAGUUGGACACUGUUGUCAUGUAGCCUGCGUGCUGUGCAAAAGAAUACCUAUAACUGUAUACCUCAAUUUCUUAUGAAAAAUAAAAUGCUUUGUAGUAUCUUA